UGCGUGCCACCCGCACCACCAUGGCUCUCUACAACAAUGGGGCCAACGUGCCCUCGCCCCAAGAAGCCUCCAACGGCUUCUCGCAGCCCGGUGCCUCGGGCACGUGGCACAAGGCAGAGGAGGAGGUGAGGCUGGUGGAGCCCAACCUGGUGAAGAAGGCUCACCGUGAGAUCCUGGACCACGAACGCAAGCGGCGGGUGGAGCUGAAGUGCAUGGAGCUGCAGGAGAUGAUGGAAGAGCAAGGGUACUCAGAGGAGGAGAUCCGGCAGAAAGUGGGGACCUUUCGGCAGAUGUUGAUGGAGAAGGAGGGUGUGCUCACCAGGGAAGACCAGCAUGGGCGCCAAAUAGUGAUAGAAAACCACCACGGGCUGGAUGGGGAGGAGUACACAGCGCAGUACUCCGAGUGUGGCGAGGGCUGCCUGCUGCAGUGUGACUGCUCAGCCGAGUGCUACCGCGACGACAGCAGCCACCGCGAGUACAGGCUGAAAAGACGGUCGAGCAGCUCCACCUCCCCACCACCCAAGAAGAAAAAGAAAAAGAAAUCAGGUCACCGCCGGAGCCGCAAAAAGAGGAAACCCGGUUCAGAGCGCAGCUGUGACAGCUCUUCCCCGAUCCGCAAGGAGAAGAAAAAGAAGACUGGAAAGAAGCACAGACGUGACAGGUCUGAGUCAGGCUCUCGGAAGAAGAGAAGACACAGGUCCCGCAGCCCCAAAAACAAGAGGAAAGAGAAAAACAAAGAGCGCAAGAGGUCCCGCAGUGCAUCACCAGCCUGGCGGUCACACCGGCGCAGCAGCUGCAGCUCGCACAGCGCUUCGCUCUCCUCCGACUACAGCAACUCCAAAUCCCCCAGCAGGCUAAGCCCCAAGCAUCAUGAGGAUGGCCCCAACGGCAACAGCGCCCACUCCAGCCGCAGCCCGUCCUCCUCACCGCGCCGCUCGGCCUCACCACACCAGAACGGGCACAAGGGCAGCGCCCAGAAUGGCCGCCACAGCCAUGGCCCCGCACUCGAGGAGCCAACGGAUGUACGUAGGCUUUUCUUGCACCAUGGUUUGCUGCCCUCUCCUCCUCUUCCUUCUCCCUUUGCAGGAAUCCCUCACCCUGGCUCUCCUCUUCCCUCCUUCCCCAUCUCAAUGACGGACAGACUGAUGGGGACACAGUGCUGGCUGUCCCCGUCCCUGUGUAGACAUGUUUCCCCAAUCCUGGGGUGCUAGUCCAUCUCCUCUGAGUAGGAUCCCCAGCACCAGGUCCCCCUUUAUGACCACUCUGUGGAUGUCACGCCCUGAAGUCUCCCCUGUGGCUCAGCAGGGCCACUGUUGGGAGUGGAGUGCUCACAGAUGGCCAAAAAGUGGGUAAAAAUGGAAGUGUUAUUUCCAUGCUACCUGCAGCCCAUCCAAGUGCAGGAUCCCAGCACCACUCUGUGCCCAGACUGGGAUCUGCUGGAAGGCCAGGAGAGGUCAUGGAGCGGGGCUUGGGGCUGAGCGCUAAGAUUCUGGGCAUCCAGGGUCCCCAUGAUGGGUGAUAGCGUGUCCAAUUGUCCCCAGCAACACCGAGAGUCCCAGCAAAACCCAGCUGUGCUGGGGGCUUGUCCCCACAACGGGAUGAGGGGACCAGCCCCAGUUUAACCAGUAAUGGAGCACCUCUCUACAUUCUUCUUUGCUGUUUGGGGUCUGGGUGCCAAGGAGCCCCCACCCCGGGCAUCUCGCAAUGCCCAUGAGCUCCCUUGGCUCCCCAACUCUAGAGGGGACUUUUCUCCGACAACUUUUCUCUCUUUCUCUCUCUUUCUCUCUCUGUUUUUGUUUUCUUUGUUGUUUUCUUUUCUUUUCUUUUUAAUCCCAUCUGUGUUUUUCUUUAGCCUCCCAUUUGAAAAAAACCCAAACGGUAAUAUACAAUUCCAUUUCUUGCUCAGCAGAAGCAGGGAAGAGGGGGAGGGAAGGGCAAUGAAACCACGCUUUUCCCCCCCCCUUGUUUUAGUUUCCUUUAUCAUGAUUUAUUUUCUUUUCCUUCAUAAUGUACAGAAAUGCAAACAAUAUAUAUAUAUCUUAUUUUCCCCUGUCGUCGUCGUGUUGUUCUAGAAUUUUUUGCUUUUGUGUGUAUUAAUGUGGAGAAGAAAAAAAAAACAAAAC
Molecule: messenger RNA, 2123 nt
Organism: Meleagris gallopavo (turkey)
Lineage: Eukaryota; Metazoa; Chordata; Aves; Galliformes; Phasianidae
Source: RefSeq, a predicted model, not a curated record